Aphis gossypii (cotton aphid) is the source of this 4630-nucleotide messenger RNA. RefSeq names its product BTB/POZ domain-containing protein 2-like. Gene Ontology annotation, cellular component: cytosol; P-body. Bases 531 to 1922 code for a protein of 463 amino acids. Gene Ontology annotation, biological process: neurogenesis. Gene Ontology annotation, molecular function: protein binding. The transcript is spliced from 5 exons. The record is from RefSeq and is a predicted model, not a curated record. Lineage: Eukaryota; Metazoa; Arthropoda; Insecta; Hemiptera; Aphididae.
CGGCCGAUCAGUGUGCUCGCCGGCGUUCGUACGGCGAUUACACCGUCGACGCCACUGGCUCUGUUGGUCUCUAAGCGAAGUGUGCAUUGACACGCGCGCGCGCGCGCUUGUUCGAAUCCUAGUGCGCCCGUUAUCGUCGUCGAGAUUAUAAUAUUGUAUUUUUUUUAUUUAAGACGAAAAAUCAUAACUACCGAUUGCGGUACGCCAAUUUUUGAAUAAAAAAAAUCAAACGCGAAGAUUUUGUUGUUUUUUUUAUUAAUCGGCCCGCAUGUGUUGCUACAAGUGCGAAUUAAAAUCUUUCCCGAACUCGUGAAAAGCUUUUUUACACUUAUACUUGAGUUUUUUUUUCUUUUCACGAUGUACGAGAUCGGAACUUCGAUAUCAUUGCCGUUAUCCGAACGUUGAACGCACGCAUUAAAUAAUAAUAUUGUAUUGGAUAAUAUUGUAGUUAUACUUACACGUGUUACCGUAUAUUCUAUAAUAUCCACACAAUUUUAUUUCUAUAAUACGUGCACACGAAAUAGCCAACCAUGGGACUUAGCGGUACCCCCAAAAGACCAUCUUCUUCUAUUGCAGUAAAAGAAGAUCGAGGGUCACCAUUGGGUGAAAACCGCGGGUUGUCGCAGAAAAUCAUGUAUCCGCAAAAUGCUUCGAAAGACGGCAGGUGGAAAAACUUGUACAACAACGAAGCGGGCAGUGACGUCAUAUUUUUAGUUGGAGAUCCAGAAUGUUGGAGGUUUCCCGCGCAUAUAGAUGUGCUAUGUCAAUACCCGGUGUUCGACGCCAUGCUCCGCGAACCUUGGUCGAAAAAAGGCACCCCGAUCCACAUACCGGAUGACGACCCUAGAGCCUUCGACAACCUACUCAAGUUCAUGUAUAAGAACACGGUGGAACUGAAGUCCGUGGUGACCGCGCUCGAGACGCUCGGGCUGGCCAACAAGUACAUGUGCGUGGACCUGGUGGACAAGUGCAUCGUCUACCUGACCCGCAACCUGACCGUGGACACUGUGCUCGUGGUGUACCAGGCGGCCAGGCUGUACGGCGGUCAGACCGCGCCACGCCGCGAACAGCCUGCCGCCUGUUCGCCGGUGCCCACGGCCCGGGCCACCGCACCGCCGCUUCAAGACCUGAUGCCCGCGGCCGUGGCCGCCGAUGACGCGCACUCCGAAGCGUUCGCUCGCAUGGUCCAGCACUACGACACGCUGUUGGCUUACUGCGGGGCGUUCAUCGACAGGAACGCUGAUCGGGUGAUGACUGACGAGAGCGUCGACGAACUGGACACGGUCGAGCUCAGGGAACUGCUGCGACGCGACGGACUAGCAGUGUCCAACGAAAUGGUGCUGUUCGCGACGGUGGAGAGGUGGUGCACGCACAAGUGCAAGCAACAGCACUUGGAACUGACGGUGGCCAACCGGCGGGCGGUGCUGGACGACACGGUGCUGCUGUCGGUGCGCUACCUGCAGAUGACGGCCAACGAGUUCCUGUCGGGGCCCAUGCCCAGCGGCCUGCUCAACGCCCAGGAGACGGCGGUGCUCAUGAAGCACAUACUCAACCCCAAACAGCCCAAGUGGACGUGCCAGCGGCUGACCAAGGAGACGCUCGAGUACAUGGCCACGGCCCGGGCGAAACGGAGCCACGGGACGGCGGGCGCCGGCGGCGGCAGUCUGUCGUACGUCAUCAAGCGGCGGUCGUCGUCGUUCAGGGGCGGCGCCGCGGGCGAUCCGCGCCACUACGGCGGCGGCGGCGACGGCGACGACAGCAGUCAGUCGUCCGAGUUCGAAAAUUCGCCAAAACGGUCGUCGUUGUGCUGUACGGGCGGCAAAAAGAACAAGAAGAACGGCGGCAAGAAGAACAAGAAAAAGUGUGCGGACAGCUGUUUUUGCAAUUGUCUAAUUUACUGUUUGGACGUGUGUUUCGGUUGAACGCGGCCGCUCUCUUCCUUCCCCCCCCCCCAACUUCCACCUCACCAUCACUCGUACACACACACACACUUAAACGCGAACAGACCUAAUAUCGUACGUUACAUUGUGUUUGAGUGUGGUACGUUCAUAAAGUGUGUAGAGAUAAAUUUAAUUUACCUUAACUCGAAAAAAAAAAUCACAAAAAGAUCUCAAAAUAAUAAUUGUUUUUCCUUUUCGUUCGAUCAAACGUAUUAUAAAUGUUAAUAUUAUGAUUUAUGAUAUACGUCCAGAGUUUGUCUCUCCCCCCCCCCACGCGCGUCAUCGGUGCGCGUAUACGUAUAAUAACAAUAAUAAUAUUAAAAAAUAUAACGUAUGAACAAAAAUUAUAAAAAAAAAAAUAUUUACUGCCUCGUACGGGAGUGGUAAGAACCUUCUUAGAACCUUUAUUUCUCUAAUUUUGAACAAAUAUAACCGUUUAAGUAUAUAAUAUAAUUUAAUCUUUGUAUAUUGUGCAGUGCCUAUAUUAUAUAAUAUAUACUACGAGGAGAAGUCACGCCGCGUACAAUGUAUUAUACCAAAAGUCUGACGAAUUAUUAUUAUUAUUUUUUUUUUUUUUUGCAAACGUAUAACCCACUCAUUCAUAAUAAUGUUGUCGUAGACACACCGCUCUCACAAUAUGUUGACGAUUAUUAUAAUGUCCAACGCACCAUAAUAUUAUAACAUAAUAUAUUAUUAUUGUCGAUAAAUUAUUCGUAGUAACCGAGAUCCAAAUCCAUAUACCAAUAUACCAUAAUAUAUAGUUAUUUUUUGUUAUUAUUAUCACGCUCAACGAAAAUAGUUUUUCAACACAGUCCCUAUACGGUUAUACGCACACCUAUUACAUUGUAAUAUUUUUGUACUAUUAUAGUGCCAUAUAGUUUUUAAAUUUAAGUUUUAUUUUUUACGAACUAGACGACAACGGUAGGUACGUUGUUUCUUUCGCCCCGACCCAACUGCAGUAUAAUAACUAAUAAACAACAAAAUGUUUACGCGUUAUAAUGAUAUUAAAAUCUAUAUAAUAAUAUAAUAUAUAUAAUGUACUACUCCGUCUCGAGUUCCCCUUGCACUUUUCCCGCGCACAAACACACGCCGCCUCUCCGUUUUCGGUGGUACGCACGUGCAGCAGCAGCCCAUAAUAAUAUAAAUAAUAUUUUAUAAUAAUAAUGUAUACUACGCGUCAAAAAAUGUUUUCGUCCGCGCCACGAGGAAACCGCACUCUUGACGGCUCGAUUAAAAAUUUGUUUUUAACGACAUUUCGUGCCAGUUACGUUUUAUAGCCAUACAAUAUAUAAUAACACCGCCAUCACGGUUUAUAUAGGAGCAAUAACUAUAUAAUUAAUACUUAUUUUUUAUUUUCUAUUUUCCAGUGCGCAUUUCGUUUUCCGAACAUAAAAAUUUAUCCAUACGCAUAUUAUUAUCACUAUAAUAUAUUAUUAUUAAUAUUAUGUCGUAGUAGUCAUUAUUAAGCGCGAACUUACCAAUAUUAUUAUUAUCGUGAUGCUGCUCGAGACGACGAUGACAUUUUCAUCCUGCAACUCACGUCCGCUUCCCCCCCACGGCCCCACACACCUUUUUCACUGGCCGUGUUCACCAGACCCCGCACUUGUGUUUUUUGCUUCGCACGCGCUAAAAAGUUAUUUGAAUUUACUAUUGUCACUAUAUCCUUUGAACAAAAAAAAGUAUAUACCGAAUAGGGAACGUAGGUACACGAUAUAUAUAUAUAUAUAUAUUAAAUAGUAGUAUUUAAAUAAUAUUAAAUAUUAUAAUAUGAUAUAGUCUCACGUUCGUCAUUCGCAUAUUUAUAUUUUAAAUAAGUACUAUUCAAAUAUAUAUAUAUAAACAUAUAUACAUGGCUAAUACGGACAAACUAUAUAUUUUAUACUAUUUUAUUUUUAUUUUGUGAAAAAAGUGAUUUUUAUUAUUAUUAUUAUUAUUAUUUUAUGUCAACAAUCGUGUGUUGACGAAACUGAUAUUUUUAUUGUUUCACGAGUAAUGUCUAAGUGUUUUAAUUUUUAAGUAUUUGUAUUUUUUGCGUUUUUAUGAAUCGAGCUGUUAUAAUAAUAUUAUUUACCUAUCGAUCGUGUAUUAUUGUUGCUGUUUACAUUUCAAAACUAAAUUAUCCACCACCCUCGGAGCUUCCUCGAUGACCUUUAACCCGAAAUGUUUAUUAUUAUUAUUAUUGAUAUUACCAUAUUUUUAAGCCGUUAUAUUAGUACAUGUUUAAUUUACUUUUUUGUUCGAUGUUAUAAUAUGAUCGUAUCAUAUUAUUAUAAUUUAAAUACUUUCGGGUUUGUAUUUGAAAAAAAAAAUUGUUUACCAUCUAAAUUCUAUAUAUUAUGUAUUUGCGAUAAAUUCAUUGUAUUAAUCGUAGAUCGUCGUUUUAUUAAUUGUUUUUGCCGACGUUUUCGGCAGUUGAAAUUAUUAAUGAUUACCUAUAUGUAACAAUAUUAUUAUUAUUAAACUAUAAAUGUUUAUAUUUUUGUCGUCAUCAAGGGUAAAAUGUUUAGCACGCGAUUUAUAUAUAUAAAAUAUAUGGCUCUAGUCAAUACCAUUUACGAUAUAAUAUAUUAUAAUAUGUUAGUUUUAAAUAUUUAUAUUGGCGCUUUGUGUACGAACAUUGAAUAAUAUAUAAAAAAAAAUAUAUAAAUCGCACACACGUGAUACAUACGCGUGUGUGUGUGUAUAUUAUA